UAGUUCCCCGGCUACCAGGCGGGCGGUCACGUGGGCUCAUUGCUGGGCGGCCGGCGCGGGAAGCCGCGCGAGAGCGGGCCGCGGGGUGCGUGAGCCGGCGCUGCCGCGUGCCGUGCGCGGCGCGGGAGCCCGCCCCUCCUGCCCGGAGGAGCCAGCCGGCCGCCGCGGCGGCGUCUGGAGCCACAAUGGACACUGCUAGCCAUAGCCUUGUCCUUUUGCAGCAGCUGAACAUGCAGCGAGAAUUUGGUUUUCUGUGUGAUUGCACAGUUGCUAUUGGAGAUGUUUACUUCAAAGCCCACAGAGCAGUGCUUGCUGCCUUUUCUAACUAUUUCAAGAUGAUAUUUAUUCACCAAACAAGUGAAUGCAUAAAAAUACAACCAACUGACAUCCAACCUGACAUAUUCAGCUAUUUGUUGCACAUUAUGUACACCGGGAAAGGACCAAAACAGAUUGUGGAUCAUAGUCGUUUGGAGGAAGGGAUUCGAUUUCUUCACGCCGACUACCUUUCUCACAUUGCAACUGAAAUGAAUCAAGUGUUCUCACCAGAGACUGUGCAGUCCUCAAAUUUGUAUGGCAUUCAGAUCUCAACGACCCAAAAACCAGUUGUCAAACAAGGGCUGGAGGUCAAAGAAGCCGCUUCCAAUAAUAGUGGAAACAGAGCUACUGUCCAGGGUGACCACCCCCAGUUGCAGCUCUCUCUUGCUAUUGGGCUAGAUGAUGGCACUGCAGACCAGCAGAGGACCCAUCCUGCUACCCAGACCUUGGAGGAGCACCAGAAGCCCGCAGUGUCCAUCAAGCAGGAGAGAUGUGACCCGGAAUCAGUGAUCUCCCAGAACCAUCCCUCAUCCUCAUCAGAGGUAACAGGCCCCACUUUUACUGAAAACAGUAUCAAAAUACACUUAUGCCAUUACUGUGGGGAACGUUUUGAUUCCCGUAGUAACCUAAGACAACAUCUCCAUACACAUGUAUCUGGAUCCCUCCCAUUCGGUGUCCCUGCUUCCAUUCUGGAAAGUAAUGACCUUGGUGAAGUACAUCCACUUAAUGAAAAUAGCGAGGCUCUUGAAUGCCGCAGGCUCAGCUCCUUCAUCGUCAAGGAAAAUGAUCAGCAGCCUGACCACUCAAACCGGGGUACCACAGAGCCUUUGCAGAUCAGUCAAGUAUCUUUGAUCUCCAAAGACACGGAGCCAGUAGAAUUAAACUGUAAUUUUUCCUUUUCAAGGAAAAGAAAAAUCAGCUGUACCAUCUGUGGUCAUAAAUUUCUUCGAAAGAGCCAAUUGUUGGAACACAUGUUUAUACACAAAGGUAAAUCUUACAGAUACAAUCGUUGCCAAAGGUUUAGCAAUGCGUUGGGCCAGAGAUUUCAGCCAUACUGUGACAACUGGUCUGACAUCUCCCUGAAAAGUUCUCGCUUGUUGCAAGAGCAUUUAGAGGUGCCUUGUGCCUUAGAGUCAGAGCUCACACAAGAAAAUGUGGAUGCUAUCCUAGUUGAGUAGCAGUUUCUCCUUCAGAAUUUUUAUACCAAUUCUGAAAAAGAAAAUUCACAUGGCAUUUUUUAUUCUUAAAGUAUUUUCCUCCUCAA
Molecule: messenger RNA, 1579 nt
Organism: Propithecus coquereli (Coquerel's sifaka)
Lineage: Eukaryota; Metazoa; Chordata; Mammalia; Primates; Indriidae
Gene: ZBTB25
Product: zinc finger and BTB domain containing 25
Exons: 3
Coding region: 186-1493 (435 amino acids)
Biological process (GO): regulation of transcription by RNA polymerase II
Cellular component (GO): nucleus
Molecular function (GO): RNA polymerase II cis-regulatory region sequence-specific DNA binding; protein binding; DNA-binding transcription factor activity, RNA polymerase II-specific
Source: RefSeq, a predicted model, not a curated record